This is a messenger RNA of Cyprinodon variegatus (sheepshead minnow), 3179 nucleotides long. RefSeq names its product STAM binding protein (gene stambp). Gene Ontology annotation, biological process: protein K63-linked deubiquitination. Gene Ontology annotation, molecular function: protein binding; K63-linked deubiquitinase activity; metal-dependent deubiquitinase activity. Gene Ontology annotation, cellular component: endosome; cleavage furrow. Bases 163 to 1470 code for a protein of 435 amino acids. NCBI's taxonomy places the organism in Eukaryota, Metazoa, Chordata, Actinopteri, Cyprinodontiformes, Cyprinodontidae. The transcript is spliced from 10 exons. The record is from RefSeq and is a predicted model, not a curated record.
AGUGAGUUGGUACAGUAGUGCUGUUGUUGUUGAAGCUGACUGUAGCCAUCACAUUUGAGAUUCUUUACAGCCUUCCUGGUUCAUUUAUUUUUCUGUAUGUAGGUUUCUGUGGAGUUCCGCUUCUCGGUUCGUCCAGUCUGUCAGGUUGAGCAGUUUGCUGCGAUGGCGGAUCACAGCGAUGUCAGUCUGCAGCCGGAGGAGCGAGUCCGCGCUCUGACCAAGAAGGGCAGCUCAGUAGAGGUCAACGACGACAUGCCGCCGCGGCGCUACUUUCGCUCCGGCAUGGAGAUGAUCCGAAUGGCCCACAUCUACACGGAGGAGGGCAACAUUGAACACGCCUUCGUGCUCUACAACAAAUACAUCACGCUUUUUAUUGAAAAACUUCCUAAACAUCGGGAUUACAAGACGGCAAACAUUCCUGAGAAAAAGGACACACUAAAGAAACUCAAAGAUGUGGCGUUUCCUCAAGCAGAGAUUCUUAAACAAGCUCUUUUAAAAAGAUUUGAACAAGAAUAUGCACAGUAUCUUGUGAAAAAGAAAGCGGAGGAGGAGGCUUUGGAGCGGGAGCAGUCAAGGCAGCGUGCUCUGGACGCCGAGCGGGAACGCGUAGCCGUGAUGCAGAGGCGGCAGCGGGAACAGGAGCAGUUCAGUGCCUUUGAGGAGAUGAUCCGCCGCCAGGAGCUCGAAAAGGAACGACAGCAAGUUCUCCUGGAGUUUGCCACUCCGGUCACGCCCUCCACCGACACGCCCCUCAUCCCUGGCAUCCAGGGCCCGCCGCUGGUAUCCCCAACAGCUCCUCUGAGCCCCAGAGAUCCGUCUGCCGCCAACGACCAACAAUAUCCUCGUCCUAUUGCGACCCCGGGCACACCUGCAACAGCUCCACCCAGCUUCGACCGCUCGCUCAAACCUGGCUCUCUGGUCAGCCCAGGAAACAACAAUACGAUGGUGGACGCCCUCCGGCAGCUGGCCGUUCCUGCUGAGCUGUGCCGGAGCUUCCUGAGGCUGGCUGAGGCCAACACGAGCCGAGCUGUGGAAACCUGUGGGAUCCUGUGCGGAAAACUGCUCAGAAAUGCAUUUACUGUGACUCACGUCAUCGUCCCCAAGCAGUGCGGUGGGCCAGACUAUUGUGACACUGAAAACGAAGAGGAGCUUUUCCUCAUCCAGGACCAGUAUGACCUCAUCACCCUCGGUUGGAUACAUACUCAUCCCACACAGACGGCCUUCCUAUCCAGCGUUGACCUCCACACACACUGCUCCUACCAGAUCAUGCUUCCCGAGGCCAUCGCCAUUGUCUGCUCACCUAAAUUCAAUGAGAUCGGCUACUUCAGGCUAACUGAUCGAGGAACGAACGAGAUCUCUUCAUGUAAACAGAAGGGGUUCCACCCUCACAGCAAGGAUCCGCCUCUCUUCACACAUGCAGGACAUGUGAACAUCACGGAUGACUCUGUGCGCAUGAUGGACCUGCGGUGAUCUUCUGUUGUGCUUUUUUCCACCCAAACACUCGAAGACUGUUUUUAUCGAAGCAAACCCAUUAAACUGGAAGAAGAAAAAAAGCCGAAAACAUCCGGCCACGUUUACCGUUCCCAUGGAGACUCCUGUUGUUCUCCAGAGAACCUAUGUUAAAAAUGUUUUGGCUUUUAUCAUUUUUGCUCUGUAAGAAGAAAAAAAAACAAACAAACAAACCACAUAUUGCACUUUCCAAGCAAGCCAACUACCAUCAGACUCAUGGACUUUUGAACCUCUUGUCUUUUCAUUAUUUCUAUUUUUGUUUCUUACGUGGUUUAUUGCAUCUCUGUUCUGCUUUUUUUUUUCAUUGAGUCAUAAAUCUGUGUGUUUGUCAGCGACAGCUAACAGGUGCGAGUUUGAUUCUGCCUAACAGAUAAAGUGCCAAGGAUGAGAACAUUCAUAUGUUGUUGAGUUUUCUGUUUUUAUUCUCCUCCCCUGUGUAAAGGCAGGGUCUAACUGUUCCAAACUCUUCUGGUUUUUCUUUUAUCAGCCUUCAAAGUGCUAUUACUGAUGACAUGCAAGCCAGCAGUAACUCAGGUACACAGGCAGUGCUGCUGCCCUGUAUUCAAUUUUCCCUUUAUGAACCAAAUCAAGAAUUUGGUUAAAGAUAUAAUUCCGGUUUCUGACAGAAGUAUCUUGUCAGUCAUUUCCUCAUUCCUUCUGUGUGUGGAGUGAGAAAGAGGGUAAAAUAAAUGUUCAGUUUGUUGACAUGUCUGAAAAUGUGUAGAACAGGCGAUCUGAAUGAAACUUCUGCACCACAUUAUCCAUCAUACUGUGGUGUGAAAACAUGUUUGCCCUCGUUACAGUUUUACCUUUUCUUUUGUGACUAAUGUUUCAUGCAACAAAUUUUAAAUACUGGGCAAAGAUCACCUCAGUUACUAAAAAAAAAAAUUGUAAUUUUAUGCAUCAAGGGGUAAAAGGCGAUUUAAACCUAAAGUGAUAAUUUUAAAUUAUUAGUUUAAAGAGAUUGGUUAAAUGUUUUUGGAAAUCUAGAUGAGACCCAGGUAUAAUUAUUAGCAGAACUCCAGAUAUAUUCAGAGCUGAGCCUCUGUAGAAAAAACAACUUACUGACAUUGAUCAGUCUGGAAAGGGUUGGAAAGAUAACACCUCAUUUAAGGAGAGACAGUCACAACCAAACAUGGCGGUGAGAAUCGGAUGAUUUGGGACGGUUUGCUUCUUCAACACCUGGAAGACUAAAUGAUAUCAUGAAUAAUGAUAUCUGAAAAAAAAAAUGUAUUUCCAGUCAUUAAAAGAGAAACUUAGGCACAUUUACAAUUUGAUUCUGCAGUAAGAUGGCGACUACUAAACUCCAACUGUGUUAGACGGAUCGCUUGUUAUGAACAACUCCAACUCAGCCAAGCGUGAAACAUACAUUUAGACGGGCUGUUUAGUGCUUCCUAGUGAGCCUGGCCGGUUUGAAUAGUUUUUUUAAUUUGAGAAAUACAAUUUCUGUAAAUGCUCAGGCCGUUUUCAUUCAAUAUUACAACUAUUUAUCUGAAAUAUUAAAGUGUGACAAAAAUAAAAUAAUGUAAAAGUCUGUAUGUGAGCAAAUAAAUUUUCACACCUCGGUACGUUACCAACUGUGAGUUCAUCAUUGAUGCCCUUCUACAUUAUUUGAUUACUUCUUUUUCUUGUAGCCAUAAAUAUCAGUGAUAUGCCAAGAAAUAAUAAAC